Molecule: messenger RNA, 2857 nt
Organism: Mustela erminea (ermine)
Lineage: Eukaryota; Metazoa; Chordata; Mammalia; Carnivora; Mustelidae
Gene: KIRREL2
Product: kirre like nephrin family adhesion molecule 2
Exons: 16
Coding region: 363-2249 (628 amino acids)
Biological process (GO): cell-cell adhesion
Cellular component (GO): cell-cell junction
Molecular function (GO): cell adhesion molecule binding
Source: RefSeq, a predicted model, not a curated record
GCGCCCGCCUGCCGGGAGACCCCGGCCUGCGGUGCCCCCAUUCAUCCGCGUCUUGGCCGCGGGAGUUUCUCAAUGGGAAGGGGCGGGUCUCCCGGGGGCGGGGCGAGUGGGAUCAGACCCUCCCCGGUUUCUCCGAGACCAAGCGCGCGGAAACCGGCGGUGUUUCAGAUUGUUGGAGCCUGCGGCUGAGCAGACUUGGGGAGCUCCAGGCCAGAAACGGGGUGGCUCCUAGCCUGGGGCGAAGAGUCGGGCGCGAAAGGAGCUCCGACCAGGGUGGUGAGAGGUGUGCCGUUGAGGAAGGAGUUUCCAAGGAAGCCAGUGCAACAGCAAGUCUACGGGCUCUUGGGGGACACACAUUCAGAAUGUUGGUCCCCGCCCUCCUCGUCCUCCUCUUCUGCCUCCGAGGGCAUGCAGGUCUGUCGCCCCAUUUUCUGCAACAACCAGAUGACUUGGUGGCACUGCUGGGAGAUGAGGCCCGGCUGCCCUGUGCCCUGGGCGAAUACUGGGGGCUGGUUCAGUGGACUAAGGAUGGGCUGGCUCUAGGGGGCGAAAGGGACCUGCCAGGGUGGUCCCGGUACUGGAUUUCAGGGAAUGCAGCCAGCGGCCAGCACGAUCUUUACAUUAGGCCCGUGGAGCUAGAGGAUCAAGCUUCAUAUGAGUGCCAGGCCACACAAGCAGGCCUCCGCUCUCGACCAGCCCAAUUGCAUGUGCUGGUGCCCCCAGAAGCCCCCCAGGUGCUGGGCGGCCCCUUUGUGUCUCUGGUGGCUGGAAUUCCUGCGAAUCUGACGUGUCGGAGCCGUGGGGAUGCCCGCCCCACCCCUGAGCUGCUGUGGUUCCGAGAUGGGAUCCGACUGGAUGGGACCACCUUCCGCCAGACCCUGCUGAAGGAAGGAACCACUGGGUCAGUGGAGAGCAUCUUAUCCUUGACUCCUUCCAGCCGUGAUGAUGGAGCCACCUUGGUCUGUCGGGCCAGGAGCCAGGCCCUGCCAUCGGGGAAGGAUACAGCUAUCACACUGAGCCUGCAGUACCCCCCAGUGGUGACUCUGUCUGCAGAACCACAGACUGUGCUGGAGGGAGAGAAGGUCACUUUCCUGUGCCAGGCCACAGCUCAACCUCCUGUCACUGGCUAUAGGUGGGCAAAGGGAGGCUCCCCGGUGCUCGGGGCCCGCGGGCCAAUGUUGGAGGUCGUGGCAGACGCCUCAUUCCUGACUGAGCCCGUGUCCUGCGAGGUCAGCAACGCUGUGGGUAGCGCCAACCGCAGCACCGCGCUCGACGUGCAGUUCGGGCCAAUUCUGCAGGCAAGACCAGAGCCCAUGUCAGUAGACGUAGGGGAAGAUGCUUCUUUCAGCUGCGCCUGGCGCGGGAACCCGCUCCCACGGGUAACUUGGACCCGCAGCGGGGACGCACAGGUGCUGGGGUCCGGGACCACGCUGCUUCUUCCGUCGGUGGGGCCCGAAGAUGCAGGCGACUACGUAUGCAGGGCUGAGCCGGGGCUCUCGGGCCUGGGGGGCGGCGCGGCGGAGGCUAGGCUGACUGUGAACGCUCCCCCAAUUGUGACCGCCCUGCAUUCUGCGCCCGCCUUCUUGAGGGGCCCCGCCCGCCUCCAGUGUCUAGUCUUCGCAUCUCCAGCUCCAGAUGCCGUGGUCUGGUCAUGGGAUGAGGGCUUUCUGGAGGCGGGGUCACAGGGUCGGUUCCUGGUGGAGACAUUCCCAGUUCCAGAAGGCCGCGAAGGACAGGGCCCAGCCCUGAUCUCUGUGCUACACAUUUCGGGAACCCAGGAAUCCGAUUUUAGCCGGGGUUUCAACUGCAGUGCCAGGAACCGGUUGGGUGAGGGAGGUACCCAGGUCAGCCUGGGACGUAGAGACUUGCUGCCCACUGUCCGGAUUGUGGCUGGAGUGGCUUCUGCCGCCAUGACUCUUCUUAUGGUCGUCAUCGGGGUGACCCUCUGCUGCUGGCGCCAUGGCAAGGCCUCUUUCUCCAAGCAAAAGAACCUGGUGCGAAUCCCAGGGAGCAGUGACGGUUCAAGUUCUCGUGGCCCUGAGGAGGAGGAGACAGGCAGCGGCGAGGACCGGGGACCCAUUGUGCACACGGACCACAGUGACCUGGUUCUGGAUGAGGAGGGGGCUCUGGAGACCAAGGAUCCAACCAAUGGUUACUACAAGGUCCGAGGAGUCAGUCCACCCACGUCUCCAGACUCAUGUAUGACAGCUCUCCAAAUGAAGAGUUCUGGAAUCUUCAACUUGCCAUAAUGGAUUGUCCUGAUUUCUGAGGAACCAGAACAAGUUGGUGACCUUCCUCCUCCAAAACUGAACAUUGAUGGGAGAGAAAGAUCAUACAAUUGUCUUACUUACGGUGUAUAAUCAGGUCAGCCAAAGAAGCUGCCCCAAAAGGAGCAAGAUGGCCACUUGACCAACUAUUUCCCCUGCGUAAAAGGGAUUCAAGAUGGCAGAUGGGCUCUUUGUAAAGGGAUGGGGACAGGGGUGAUAGGAGUUAGAGGCAGGGAUAGAAAUUAUUUCCAGACAUUGAAAGAAGAGAUUUCAAAAUGACCACCUGUACUGAGAAGACAGGCAACAUAGGAAGAUCUAGAUAGAAGCCAGACCAGGCCCUGUCCUGGUUCUCUCUGAGGGGCAUUUUGCUUGGCCAAUGGAAGUGCAGCCAAGAUGGCUGUUCACUCUCUGGGAACCCAAGAUGGCCACUAUCUUGAUUCCUUCAAAAUUCCUUCAAGACCCUGGAAAAAUUGAAUUCAAGGAGUGAGGAUAGGGUGAGAACUGACAUGAGAGGAGGGAAGUGGGUUGGGUUGUGUGGGGGUGGAAUCUGGGGAUGAGAAUAUUUAUGUUUAAUAAAAAAAAGAAGUUGA